This is a messenger RNA of Drosophila novamexicana, 3182 nucleotides long. Its product is annotated as probable G-protein coupled receptor Mth-like 9. Gene Ontology annotation, molecular function: G protein-coupled receptor activity. Lineage: Eukaryota; Metazoa; Arthropoda; Insecta; Diptera; Drosophilidae. The transcript is spliced from 7 exons. The coding region runs from base 1406 to 3010 and encodes 534 amino acids. The record is from RefSeq and is a predicted model, not a curated record.
AAGUUAACUAAAUUCAAUUGCUUCCAGCACUUCCCAAGCACUUCUCAAACACUUCUCAAGUACUUCUACAAACCGUUCCCAGCGCAGCUACAUUAUGUUAAGGCGUGCGCACCAUAAAGCGUACCCACUGUUAAGCUACGCUAGACAAAGUCAACAACCUGGCGCUGAAUGUUAACAUAAAAGCUCAACGCUGCGCACACAACUUAAACUUUAUUUAAAAGCCGUUUGUUUCUGGCUUUGUUGUUGCUGUGCUUAGACUACCAACAAAAUGAAUUUUGAAUGAGCCUCGCGCGUCGACUGAGAUUCCGCAGCAAAACAAACACACAUACACACAGAGGGAGAGACACACGCACACACACAUACAUAGACAAUCGGAAUCGACUGUGGGCCCUCUGCAGCUGUGGCUGUGCUUGGGCUCCGCUGGCUGGCUAAUCGGUUAGUCUGUUUUUUAUUCUUGGCCCGGCAUGGUGCGUUGACGUUUCUGCCGCGGUUUGCCGGUUUCGUUAAGCGAGAAAGUCAACAGCAACAAAAUCAACGCAUCAAAAAGUUCGCUGCACUCCUCUAAACCCUGUCCCCCCUCUCGCGCGGUCACGUCGCACCAUUAUUGUCGUUGUUGUCGCAAUCAUAUAGCCGUUUUUAGCUGUCGCUGUCGCCGUCGCCGUCAGCGUCGACGUCAGCGUCUGCGUCAGCUUUGUCGCUGUCCGUUUUGAUUGUUGUGUGGUGUGUUUAUUUGUGUUUGUGUACGUGUGUGUGUGUGUGUCUGCGCGCGUACAAAGCCCAAAACUGAGCAUCAGCGACAGAUAUUUUAUAUCGAAACGAUCGCAUUUAUUUAUUUAUUUAAUUCUUGCGCGGCGUCGACGCCGCUGCCGCUGCCAACGCUGUGACGUCACGCGCACAACAUAAAGAUUUGAGCCGAAAAAGAAUUACCACACCUCAGGCAAAACGAAUACAGUGAAAACUCUGCAGAAAGAAACAACAAAAUUGCAAAGGCUCUUCGUAAAAUAAAGUGUAAAAUGGUUUAUUUUGUGUAAAAUCCGAAAAAAAUAAUUUAAAAAAUAAUUGAAAACAUGAAAUCUAGCUGCGUGUAUCUCAAAAGACAGAUUUGAUAAGAAAAUUGUGAGAAUAAGCGAGCUGCAUACUUUGUCUUUUGCUAGGUUAUGUUGUAAACAUAUAUAUAUAUAUAUUAUAAUUAACGGUGAAUAUGGCUGCGCCAAAAGCUCAGCUCUGUCUUGUGCUUGUCGCUUGAGCUCUUGUGCAGUUAUAUUUCUAACUGUAACUUUUAUUCAAGCAGCAGCGCCAAUUCGCCGUGCAGCUGAGCCAAUUCGCCUUAAAGAGCUUUCACUGUAGCAGCUCUUUUGCAAGACGCAGCGUGUUUAAUUGAGGAAUUAGCGUAAGAUCGGGCAAAAUGUGGGCGGCGCUCGUGUGGUUCGCCGUAAUUGGAACAACAACAACAACAACUGCGACAACAACAACAACUGCGACAACAACAACAACUGCGACAACAACAACAACAACAACUGCGACAACGUCUGCCCCCGCUAAAGGGGGGUUUCCGUGCGCCUAUGCAGACACGGUUAACAUAACGGACGGGCUGCGGCUGAAGGAUGGCUCCUACUCGUACGCGGGCGUCCUGGUGCCGCCGGAGCUGAUGGCCGAAUAUAGCUUCAAGGUCAUUGACGGCGUGGAGUACCGUGCGCCGAAGCAUUUGCGGGGCUGCGUUUGCCAGCUGAAGCCGUGCAUUACGUUCUGCUGUCCGCCGGAUAUGGUGUUCAAUGCGCAGAGCUGGAACUGCACGAAGCCGGCACAGGCGCGUGAGAUUAGCCACGUUGAGCUGACGUACGGCAAUCGGAGCGUGGCCCAGGUGAAGAUCCUGGAGCACUUUGUGGUGCGCACCGAGCUGGGCUGCCGGAACAAGUUCGUGGACACCAAGCACGACACCUUCUGGCAGUGGGAUCUGCAGGCGAACGGCAGCCUGCUGCGCGACGGACGCCUCUGGAGCACGGACGAGUACUGCUUCACGCCGCUGGAGCACAACAAGGCCUGGGAGCUGACCCCGCUCAACUGCGAGCGCUUCCAGCGCGGCUAUCGCGUCUGGAUCUAUGCCAUAUGCAGCAUCAUCGCCAUACUCAUCAACAUAUUCAUACUCUCCCUGCUGAGCUCCAUCAACGAGGCACGGCGCAGUCAUUACGGCCAGCUGAUCAUCUACUAUCUGCUCUCGGCCAUUGCCGGCUACUCGCUCCUGGUCUACCUGACCCUGAAGAAUCCCAUGAAUCUAUCCCACGAGGCCUGUCGCAACAUAGGUUUCUUGACCUACUUUUGCAUCAUGUUGUCCUUCGUCUAUUUGGCCAUGUUAAGUCUGGACUUUCUGCUCAAGUUCAGCCUGAAACCCGUCAAGACCUGGCUGCGCACCUUGUGCUUCUUUAUAGCCCUCGGCUGUGUCGUUGCGCUGCGUUUUCUGGUCUCCUUCGCGCAGGACUCCGAUCUGCCCAAGCACCUGAAGCCGGGCAUUGGCGAGGACUACUGCUGGUUCGAUGUGCGCUUGUGGGGCAUCCUGAUCUACUAUUAUGUGCCCAUUGUCCUGCUGUUGAUCUUCAGCAUCGGCUGCUGCCUGAAGGCCUACUUUGCCAUCUUUGAGCUGCCGGCGGACACGCAAUAUGUGCUCGGCACCGAGCUGCGGAUCAUGAAGACUCACUUCUACGCCUUCUCCGUGUAUUUGGUGGGCGUGUUCUCCGUUUGGGUGCGCGAAAUGAUCGUCUAUAUACUGGCCCGGGUGCGGGAGCACUUCUUCAUCAUCGAUUUCUGGAGCGGCAUUUGCAUCUUGGUGCUGGCCGUGGCCGGGUUCAUUCUGCUGCUGGGCAAGAAUAUGCACGUCAAGACCUGGUGGUCCAUCAAUGUCGAAUCGAGUCAGACGGAUCUGAGCAUUAUAAACGCACGUGUCUACAAAUUCGACGAGAAGGGCGAUCUUAAGAAUCCAGAUUCACCUUAUAGACCGACGGUGACAUCACUUUAACUGAACGCUGGACUCAUGAUUCACGGCUCGUAUUCAUGAUUCAUGAUUCAUCAGGGUAUUUGCUCAGCUUGGUUAUGAGUCAUUUGAGUCAAUGAUAGCAAAUAAUGUUAAGCAUUAAGCACUAUUAAGACUUGUUAUACUUACUUACGAUUAACGAUUAAACAUCGGUUUU